This is a messenger RNA of Gasterosteus aculeatus aculeatus (three-spined stickleback), 2481 nucleotides long. It is a transcript of the gene ccdc149a, whose product is annotated as coiled-coil domain containing 149a. The record is from RefSeq and is a predicted model, not a curated record. NCBI's taxonomy places the organism in Eukaryota, Metazoa, Chordata, Actinopteri, Perciformes, Gasterosteidae.
ACAACGGCACUAAAAAAAAAAAAAAGUGACGUUGCAAGAUAAACAAACGGAGCCUGGGUACAGACGGAGAAGACACCCCUUUUCUGACAUUUUGUGAGAGUAUUUGAGACGAUGCAGCCUUCCAAGAGGAGCGAGGGCGACUGGCAGGGGCUCGUCAGCGAGUUCCUGGUGUGUAAGCGCAAGCUGGAGAGUAAGAAGGAGGCCCUGCUCAUUCUGUCCAAGGAGCUGGAUUCCUGUCAGCAGGAACGAGACCAGUACGAGCUGAUGGCCAACCAGCUGAGGGAGCGCCACCAGGGACUCAAGAAAAAGUACCGGGAACUCAUUGAUGGUGACCCGUCUUUGCCACCAGAAAAGCGAAAUCAAGUGAACCUGGCUCAGCUGUUGAGAGACGCGAGGGAGCGAGCCAAGCAGCUGGCGGAGGAGGUGAAGGAGCUGACCCAGAGGCUUACGGAGGCCCAGGGAGACAACAAGCUCCUGAGGAUGACCAUUACGCGACAGAGGCUGGGGGACGAGGAGGUGGGGGCACGCCAUUUCCCCGCCCAUGAACGGGAGGAACUGGUUCGCCAGCUUGAGCGAGCGGGGCUACAGAUGGAGGAGAUGGAGCACAACCUGAAGGCCGUGACGGACGAGCUCCAGGACGUGAAGUCGGAGCGCAGUGUGUUCAGGGAGAAAGCGCACCGACUCAACGUGGAGCUCAACCACGUGUUGGGUAACCGCGAGGCGCGCAUCAUCGACGUGGACGCCCUCUGCAUGGAGAACAGGUAUUUGCACGAGCGUUUCAGCCAACUACAAGAGGAGGUGAACUUGCUGAAAUCCAACAUCAUGAAGUACAAGACGGCUCUUGAGAGGAGGAAAAACUCCACCGCAUAUGGGAAGUCAAACAGCAAUCCCCUCACUGGCGUCCUCUCCGCCAAGCAAGUCCAGGAGUUGCUCCUGGAGGAGCGGGGCUGCAGUCUGCCGGCCACGCCUCAGUCCAUAUCGGACCUCAAGUCGCUGGCCACGGCUCUGCUGGAGACCAUCCAUGAGAAGAACCUGGUCAUCCAGCACCAGAGGCACACCAACAGGAUCCUUGGAAACAGAGUAGCAGAUUUGGAAAGGAAGCUGAAGACGUUGGAGGUUUCUGGACUGUGGAGUCUUCCAGGCUUGACCUACCGCGUAUCUGUGGGAAUUGGGAGGAAUCGAGACAAUGUCACACCGAGUGAAGAUCUUCAGCUGGAGCUUCAUCCAACACGCUCCACCUCUCAGCCAUACGUGCAGCCACACAAGGUUGUUUCAGGCGACAGAAGUUCACAUGGAUCACCGCGGGGAAACCACUCCGCUGGCAGCGACCUUGGCACAGAUGGCGUCAGCGGGGAAGACGCACCUGCACUGCUCGGUAGCCUGGGGCCUCUGCUGGGGGCGGAGACGAAUGGGAUUGACAAGAGAGGGGGAGGCAUCGUGACCCUGGCGGAAGUCGGAGCCACCUUCGAGCCGGAGGAGGGGCGGAGUCCAGUGGAGGAGGCGGGGCAUGAGCUGGAGGGGUUUGAGGAUGAAGAACUGGGCUCCGCGGUGGAGGAGGGAGAAGAGGCAGCUCUGGCACUGGGUGUCACGUCCGCCGAAGCAGAACUUCCCAGGCUUCCAAGAGAGCAAGCCUCUUCGGGCGAUUCAGAGGUGGGCCGUCAGCCCCGCAAAUCCCAGGACGGUGGGUCGAAUCCCACGCCUGAACGCGCCGAUGCCUCGCUAUCCGUUCCACAGAGCAGGCCCACUGACGUGAGGAGUACAGGAGGGUGGGACAUCGUAGAGAGUGACACGUGUCGUGGGGACAACCUUGGCAUGGUCUGACGUCACAGAAAGCCUUUGAAUCGUCGCCCUCGUCAUUCUUGCUGAUAAUUGCAUCAAUCGUCCCUAGUUACAUUCCCACAGCGUGGCCACCGCUCACAAGCUCCCCCGUUCCACCUCGCAGCUCUGUUUCAGUCAAUAAAAUGGUGGGGGAAAACACUUCUUCAGCCGCCAUUGAAGGAGCCGUAGGGUCACUUUGUAUCCAGACAGGCUUGUUGCUGCGCAGGAACAGGCAAUCUUGAAAUCAAUGGAGUUGCAAACGCAAUGCCCUGCAGGAAGAGUUUAGCUAGGAAAAUAACAGAUAUGGCAGCUUCAACUGCUGUGCCCCAUAUUCCCUUCUUCCUUUCCCCUGCGAUAAGAUAAUCCCAAUUGUUUGCUUUCUGCUUCUUCCUACGGGAAUGCAAUGAAUAGAGUGCUGCAUUUUGUCAUAGGUGGUCCAAAGAAUUAUAAUAAUCGUGUUGUAAAUAUGUGUAAAUGAAUAAUAUUGAUAUUCAAGAUUGUAUUUAUUUAUAUUCCUCUGCAUGGGUAAAUACUACUGAUCAGUCAAUUUUUAUUUUUUAUUUAUUUUUAUUAAUUAUGAUCUUUGGAUGAGACUAUAUGUGCCUUAUACGCGAAAAUACUGUACUGCUAUUUAUUAAAAUAAAUGCCUAACUUUGCAAUAUG